UAUAUAAGGAAGAUACACAAAGUCCUCCAAAGACUUAGAGACGUAGGCCUCAACCUAGACCUUAAGAAAUAUAUAUUCGUAGUAAAAGAAGUCAAGUACCUAAGCUAUAUCGUAGAGGCAGGAGUCUACGUCCGUCCUAACCCUAAGAAGAUUAGAGCUAUCUAUAAGUAG
This is a messenger RNA of Thermothielavioides terrestris NRRL 8126, 171 nucleotides long. RefSeq lists its product as uncharacterized. The transcript has a single exon. The annotation marks the transcript as partial. The record is from RefSeq and is a predicted model, not a curated record. NCBI's taxonomy places the organism in Eukaryota, Fungi, Ascomycota, Sordariomycetes, Sordariales, Chaetomiaceae.